CACACACACACACACAGAAGGGGAUUUCUGCUGCGCGUCUGAGUCUCGGCAUGUGUGAAAUCACGUCGAAGAAAGCCGCGCGCGUCUUGCGUAAAGAGCGCGAGCGCUGUCCGUGGUGCUGAAGUCCGGCACGAGCUCAAAGGGCUUUUCCCUGUGUGCGUGCGCGUGCGUGCGUGCGUGCGUGCGUGUGUGUGUGUGUGUGUGUGUGUGUGUGUGUGUGUGUGUGUGUGUGUGUGUGUGUGUGUGUGUGUGUGUGUGUUUGUGUGUAUACUGAAGCCUCGCCAUGACUCGGAAAAGGUUGCGGUGUGUAGCUGUGCGUGGAUUUUUGGCGUGGGAAGUGGCGCUUUUAGUGAGUCUGGUGGCCACAAAGGACCCUGAAAGUCCUCGGGGAAGAACCGUACCCAUGUCUCCCUCAGACUUCCUGGACAAGCUCAUGGGAAGGACCUCAGGCUACGAUGCCAGAAUUAGACCCAACUUUAAAGGUCCACCUGUGAACGUGUCCUGUAACAUAUUCAUCAACAGUUUUGGCUCCAUCGCCGAGACGACUAUGGAUUACAGAGUGAACAUCUUCCUGCGGCAGAAGUGGAACGAUCCACGCCUGGCCUACAGCGAGUACCCAGAUGACUCUCUUGACCUCGACCCCUCCAUGUUAGACUCCAUCUGGAAGCCGGAUCUCUUCUUUGCCAAUGAAAAAGGUGCACAUUUUCACGAAGUCACCACCGACAACAAGCUGCUGAGGAUAUUCAAGAACGGCAACGUGCUUUAUUCAAUAAGACUGACCCUGACACUUUCGUGUCCGAUGGAUCUGAAGAAUUUUCCAAUGGAUGUACAAACAUGCAUUAUGCAGUUAGAGAGCUUUGGAUACACCAUGAACGAUCUGAUCUUUGAGUGGCAGGAAAAGGGACCCGUGCAGGUGGCUGAAGGACUCACGCUUCCUCAGUUCAUCCUGAAGGGCGAGACUGAUCUCAGAUACUGCACCAAGCAUUACAACACAGGAAAGUUCACAUGCAUUGAGGUGCGUUUUCACCUGGAGAGACAGAUGGGUUAUUACCUGAUCCAGAUGUACAUCCCCAGUCUGCUUAUCGUCAUCCUCUCCUGGGUGUCCUUCUGGAUCAACAUGGAUGCUGCUCCUGCUCGUGUGGCUCUGGGCAUCACCACGGUGCUCACCAUGACCACACAGAGCUCUGGCUCCAGAACAUCUCUGCCUAAGGUCUCCUAUGUGAAGGCUAUAGAUAUCUGGAUGGCCGUGUGUUUGCUCUUCGUGUUCUCGGCACUACUGGAGUACGCGGCAGUGAACUUUGUCUCGAGGCAGCACAAGGAGCUGCUGCGCUUCCAUCGGAGGAGAAAGAAGUCAAGAAAGGAGGAGGAGGUACGUGAAAGCCGUCACAGCUACGCCCCUAAUGCAGGGAAAGAUGUCCCGAUGGCCAAAUCCACCAAUAACACCGGCUCUAACUCGCUCCAGGCCCAGGGGAACACUACCACCGCUAAGAGUCCAGAGGAGAUGAGGAAGAUCUUCAUUGACCGCGCCAAGAAGAUCGACACCAUAUCACGUGCCGGCUUUCCUCUGGCCUUCCUCUUCUUCAACAUCUUCUACUGGAUUCUGUACAAAAUUCUAAGAUACGACGGAAAUUCUAAGGACUAAACACGGAACAAUACCAGGAUGUCAGAAGAGACAUGAUUGAAGAUAGCUUCACCAAUCAUCUAAUGAAGAUCGUUGUACUGGGCAGCACCGCAGGAGAGGAAGAUGCCAACAUAGCUGAUGUCGUCAUUGAGGGAACUGCGGUACUGUCGGGAUGCAAGAAUCUUACAAAUGCCUGACUUCUGCUCAUGGGCUUCAUUUACUCCCUGAACUUGAGCUAUCCUUCAAAGCUAAGAAACACAUUUGAACUGUUUCAGAAAUUUUUUCUUGGACUGGAUGCUUUGAAAUUUUCUCCAAAAGUUAGUUAGCUCUUUGCAGAGAAAGCUAUUGAUGUAAGUCUGCUAGCUGGCCAUUUUGUUUGGCAUUGAGUGUAUUUGCUUUUGUAUACUUUUUGUAUUUGCUAAUUGUUUUUUAAGUGAGAAUGUCCGCAAAAGACUUGUUAAGCUAAAGUUGUACUGAACUGUUUCACAUAGUUUGUCCAUUGGUUUGAUCAUUUCUUUAAUAAAAGUACUCAAGGAAAA
Molecule: messenger RNA, 2160 nt
Organism: Tachysurus fulvidraco (yellow catfish)
Lineage: Eukaryota; Metazoa; Chordata; Actinopteri; Siluriformes; Bagridae
Gene: glra3
Product: glycine receptor, alpha 3
Exons: 10
Coding region: 284-1642 (452 amino acids)
Biological process (GO): regulation of membrane potential; nervous system process; chemical synaptic transmission
Cellular component (GO): synapse; neuron projection; plasma membrane
Molecular function (GO): transmitter-gated monoatomic ion channel activity; glycine binding; chloride channel activity
Source: RefSeq, a predicted model, not a curated record